Messenger RNA from Vitis riparia (riverbank grape), 2343 nucleotides. Its product is annotated as aspartokinase 2, chloroplastic-like. Gene Ontology annotation, cellular component: chloroplast stroma. NCBI's taxonomy places the organism in Eukaryota, Viridiplantae, Streptophyta, Magnoliopsida, Vitales, Vitaceae. Bases 375 to 2084 code for a protein of 569 amino acids. Gene Ontology annotation, molecular function: aspartate kinase activity. Gene Ontology annotation, biological process: amino acid biosynthetic process. The transcript is spliced from 14 exons. The record is from RefSeq and is a predicted model, not a curated record.
UUGAGGGGGCGCCGCCCUGCUGCUCCUCGCGUCCCUUCAGAGCUUUGAAGCUUACUGGUCAAAAUAGACCGGAGAAUAGGAAAGAACCUUGGACAAAUCUAGAACUAAACCCAGACGUUCUUUCUUCGUUUGAAGCUGCGUCUGGAGAGCUGCUUGUUGCUAUUCUUUCUCGGAGCUCUGUUUCAAGGUCGUCUAUUAGAUCGAACUUGAAGACAGGUCUCCGAAUUUUGAAGGUCCCUGAGGAUUUCUAUCAUAACCGAAUACUGCAUUUAACAUUUUUCUGUUGUGCGAGCAUCAUUCGUCGAAAUAACUUAUUUUGUAGUCUGAUCCAUUAGCUGAGAAAUAGAACAUUGAAAUUCUUGAGCUGAUUUAGGAUGGCGGGUGCAUUGCAUUUGUGUGGUGUUACAACUCCCAAUUGUGCGGUUUCCUCAAGAAGAUCUUUGCAUUGUCAACCUCUGUGGUCACAGCGGCUUGAUUUUACCCUAUCUGUGGCUGGGGGUUCCAGAUUGUGUAGAAGUGUAAAAGAUUCUUCUAGAAAAAAUGUUUUGAGAGUCUGUUGCAGCGGAGGAUCUAUAGACGUACUUGAAAAGAGCAAAACUGAGAAUCAAACCACUGAUGGAGUCACAGAGCAAUUGACUAUCGCCAUGAAGUUUGGUGGCUCAUCAGUGGCAUCUGCCGAGAGGAUGAGGGAAGUUGCUGAUCUUAUUCUAAGCUUCCCCAACGAGAGGCCUGUCAUUGUUCUCUCUGCAAUGGGAAAGACAACUAACAAGCUUUUACUGGCUGGUGAAAAGGCUGUCAGUUGCGGUGUUUCUAAUGCAUCCUGUAUUGAUGAGCUGACCUUCAUAAAAGAAUUACAUCUCAGGACUGCAGAUGAGCUUGGAGUAGACAGUUCUGUUAUUUCAGCUCACUUAGAAGAAUUGGAACAACUUCUCAAGGGAAUUGCUAUGAUGAAAGAGUUGACUCUACGCACAAAAGACUAUUUAGUUUCAUUUGGAGAAUGCAUGUCAACAAGACUUUUUGCAGCAUACAUGAAUAAAAUUGGUGCUAAGGCCCGCCAAUAUGAUGCAUUCGAUAUUGGAUUCAUAACCACAGAUGACUUCACAAAUGCUGACAUUUUGGAAGCAACUUAUCCAGCUGUUGCUAAGAGGUUACUUGGUGAUUGGAUUAGUGAUCCUGCAAUUCCUAUUGUUACUGGCUUCCUGGGAAAGGGCUGGAGAUCUUGUGCAGUGACUACACUGGGUCGUGGUGGUAGUGACUUAACAGCCACUACCUUAGGUAAAGCUUUGGGCUUGCGAGAGAUUCAGGUUUGGAAGGAUGUUGAUGGUGUUUUGACAUGUGAUCCAAACAUAUAUUCACAUGCAAAACCUGUUGAAUAUUUGACAUUUGAUGAGGCGGCUGAACUUGCAUAUUUUGGUGCUCAGGUCUUGCAUCCACAGUCCAUGAGGCCAGCUAGAGAGGGUGAUAUUCCUGUUAGGGUUAAGAAUUCUUACAACCGUAAUGCUCCAGGUACUCUCAUCACAAGAACGAGAGACAUGAGUAAGGCAGUACUCACUAGCAUUGUUUUGAAACGGAAUGUUACUAUGUUGGAUAUUGUUAGUACCCGUAUGCUCGGUCAAUUUGGUUUCCUUGCCAAGGUAUUUUCAAUAUUCGAAGAGUUAGGUAUAUCUGUGGAUGUUGUAGCUACCAGUGAAGUUAGUAUUUCCUUGACAUUGGAUCCAUCAAAGCUUUGGAGCAGAGAACUGAUUCAGCAGGCAAGCGAACUUGACCAUGUUGUGGAAGAACUUGAGAAAAUUGCAGUUGUGAACCUUCUUCAGCACAGAUCAAUUAUUUCUCUCAUUGGGAAUAUCCAGAUGUCCUCACUGAUACUAGAGAAGGCAUUUCAUGUUCUUCGAACCAAAGGAGUCAACGUCCAGAUGAUCUCUCAAGGCGCAUCUAAGGUUAAUAUUUCUCUGAUUGUAAACGACGACCAAGCAGAAAAAUGUGUGAGGGCUCUCCAUUCUGCUUUCUUCGAGAGUCUCUCUGAAGUGGAUCGGGAAUGUCAAUCCGACAACGGUUCCACUUCAGCGUUGUCAAAUGGACAUUGAUGGGCAUCACUGUUUUUUGUUUUUGCGCAUAAUGUUAAACCAUUUUGACGUAAUAUUCUUCAUUUGUAGGUUAAUAUUUGAUUUGUCUGUGCUUGUGAAUCCAUUUUCCUCUUGUUCUAAGAUGAGGAACUGUUGGACAAUCUAAUAUUUAGUUGCAAGGUUUUAGCUGGCUAUAAAUGCCGUACUAGUUGUAAUACUGCAAUAAUUGUUGCAGGCCUUUUGUGUUUUCUUCAAAUAAAAAAUCUGGAUCUCACGUGAA